AUGACGCCCGCCCGCCUGGUGCUGGCGCUGGUGCUCGGGGUGCUCCCCGAAGUGGUGGGCGCUGACCCGGCGCCCGCUUCUCCCCGCCAGCACCGCCCGCGCCGCCCGCCCUCUCCCUCCGCGGCCGCCCCGCCGCGCGCCCCGCGCCCCCCGCGCGCCAUCCCCGCCGCCCGCGGCGCCCCGCGGUCCGGCCGCUGCCCCCCGGCCGACCCGAGGCUCAACGCCACCGACCGGGGCGCCCCGUGCCUGCGCUGGGCCGACGUGCCGCCUCUCCUGCUGCGGGCGCCCCCCGCCGGCUGGCAUCGGCUGCGGGCGCGGCGCCACAACCGGUGCCGGAGCCCCGACGGCGCGGGCAGAGCCUGGUGCUUCCACCGCAACGCGCGCGGCCAGGUGGACUGGGGCUACUGCGACUGCGGACGCGGCCCAGCGUUGCCUGCCAUUCGCCUGGUUGGAGGGAGCAGCGGGCACGAGGGGCGAGUGGAGUUGUACCGCGCUGGCCAGUGGGGCACUGUCUGUGAUGACCAAUGGGAUGACGCUGAUGCGGAGGUGGUCUGCAGGCAGCUCGGCCUCAGUGGCAUCGCCAAGGCCUGGAACCAAGCAUCUUUUGGGGAAGGGUCUGGCCCAAUAUUGUUGGAUGAAGUCCGAUGUACUGGGAAUGAAUUUUCAAUCGAUCAGUGUCCAAAGAGCCCCUGGGGAGAGCAUAACUGUCUCCAUAAAGAAGAUGCUGGGGUGUCCUGUACCCCUCUAACUGAUGGAGCCAUCCGACUUGCAGGUGGGAAAGGAAUCCAUGAGGGCCGCCUGGAAGUGUACUAUAGGGGCCAGUGGGGGACCGUCUGUGACGAUGGCUGGACGGAGUCGAACACAUAUGUGGCUUGCCGACAGCUGGGAUUUAAAUAUGGCAAACAAGUCUCUGCAAACCAUAUUGAAGAGAGCUCAGGGCCCAUAUGGCUGGAUGAUGUCAGCUGCUCUGGGAAGGAAAGCCAUUUCCUGCAGUGUCCUAGGAAGCCGUGGGGCCGGCAUGACUGCAGCCACCGAGAAGACGUGGGCAUCGCCUGCUACCUUGGCAGCGAUAUGUGCAGACUUUCCCAAGGUUUUCCUAUCAGACUGAUGGAUGGAGAAAAUAAGAAAGAAGGACGAGUGGAGGUCUUUAUCAAUGGCCAGUGGGGAACAAUCUGUGAUGAUGGAUGGAUGGACAAGGACGCCACUGUGAUCUGCCGGCAGCUUGGCUAUAAGGGCCCUGCCAGAGCAAGAACCAUGGCUUAUUUUGGGGAAGGAAAAGGCCCCAUCCACAUGGACAAUGUGAAGUGCACAGGGAACGAGAGGUCUCUGGCCGAUUGCAUCAAACAAGAGAUUGGAAGACAUAACUGCCGCCAUAGUGAAGAUGCAGGAGUUAUUUGUGAUUAUUUUGGCAAGAAAGCAUCAGGAAACAGUAAUAAAGACACCUCGUCCUCUGUUUGUGGGUUGCGAUUAUUGCACCAUCGACAGAAGCGGAUCAUUGGUGGGAAAAAUUCCUUAAGGGGAGGCUGGCCUUGGCAGGUGGCCCUCCGGCUGAAGUCAUGGCACGGAGAUGGCCGGCUCCUUUGCGGAGCCACGCUGCUGAGUAGCUGCUGGGUGCUGACUGCGGCACACUGUUUCAAGAGGUAUGGUAACAAUACCAGGAACUAUGCUGUUCGUGUUGGGGAUUAUCAUACUCUGGUGCCAGAGGAAUUUGAAGAAGAAAUUGGAGUUCAACAGAUUGUGAUUCACAGGGACUAUCGGCCAGAUAGCAGUGACUAUGACAUCGCCCUGGUGAGGUUGCAAGGACCAGAGGAGCAAUGUGCCCGACUCAGUAGUCAUGUAAUGCCAGCUUGUUUACCCCUUCGGAGAGAGAGGCCACACAAAACUGCCUCCAAUUGUUAUAUAACAGGAUGGGGAGACACAGGACGAGCCUAUUCAAGAACACUCCAACAAGCAGCCAUCCCCCUACUUCCCAAGAGAUUUUGUGAAGAACGUUAUAAGGGCCGGUUUACAAGGAGAAUGCUGUGUGCUGGAACCCUCCAUGAACACACGAGUGUGGACAGCUGCCAGGGUGACAGUGGAGGACCACUUGUGUGCCAGCGGUCUGGAGACAGCUGGGUUGUGUAUGGAGUGACAUCUUGGGGAUAUGGUUGUGGACUUAAGGAUUCCCCUGGUGUUUAUACCAAAGUCUCAGCCUUUGUACCUUGGAUUAAAAGUAUCACCACUUUAGCUCCUUGA
Messenger RNA from Dipodomys spectabilis (banner-tailed kangaroo rat), 2235 nucleotides. RefSeq names its product serine protease 12 (gene Prss12). Gene Ontology annotation, molecular function: serine-type endopeptidase activity. The transcript has 11 exons. NCBI's taxonomy places the organism in Eukaryota, Metazoa, Chordata, Mammalia, Rodentia, Heteromyidae. Gene Ontology annotation, cellular component: terminal bouton; synaptic cleft; dendrite. The record is from RefSeq and is a predicted model, not a curated record. The coding region runs from base 1 to 2235 and encodes 744 amino acids. Gene Ontology annotation, biological process: proteolysis.